This is a messenger RNA of Triticum aestivum (bread wheat), 1456 nucleotides long. RefSeq lists its product as uncharacterized. NCBI's taxonomy places the organism in Eukaryota, Viridiplantae, Streptophyta, Magnoliopsida, Poales, Poaceae. Bases 62 to 1456 code for a protein of 464 amino acids. The transcript is spliced from 2 exons. The record is from RefSeq and is a predicted model, not a curated record.
AAGGCCUAGGAGGUUGUCGAGGUCGUUCACGACGCGCUCCCUGCCUGCAGCACAAUGGCGCAUGUCACAUGUUCGACGAAAUGCUCGCACCAGGUCGCCACCACCGACAAAGUCGACAAGGUCACCACCGUCUACCACGAGUCCGUCAUCGACCUCAGUGACAAGACCGGAUGAGGACACACUCGUGGCGGCCACUCCGGACGUCGCCGUCGAGCUUGCCGUCCUCUCAAGCGUCUCCUUCUCCACCAACAAGGUCCAUGAGGUCAUUGUUGUUCCCCGCAGUGCGUCCCCUGUCUACAUCGGCAUGGCGCCUUCCACCUGUUCGACGAAAUGCUCCAACCAAGUUGGUGCCACUUCGUUCCCGUCUCCAGUCACGACGGCAUCGCUACUCCCAGCAGCCACACGUGAGCUCGUCGCCGACCUCGUUUGUCCUGCUACCAAAGCCGUCAAUUCGAUGCAGCCGUUCCGGAAGCAUGACUUGGAUGUCUCGCCGCACACAAGCCACCAGGGCCGCCUGCUGCUACGGCCGAUGCCGUGGCCAUCAUUGCGGGCAACUCGUAUUGCAGAGGGAAUGGAGACUCGACCCAUUCUGUGGCCGUCGUUUGCAAUCGGUAUGCCAUCAGAAGUCUGUCAUUCUAGUGUUGCCCAUUGGAACUUCUCAGUGACUACUUCUGUUCAUGGCCUUCAUGCAUGGACAUUCAGGGAACAUCCAUUUCAGUUUGCCCAGGUGCUUGACAUGGCUUUGACUAGUAGCAGCUUUCCAAUGGAAUCAUGUCAUGUUGGAGAUCUUGUGGGUAAUCACCGUGGACACCGCAUACAGAAGAAUUUUUCUAGUGAUCUAAAUAUGAUGAGAGAAUCCUGGUGGUGUCUGCAAAUUGCGCAACAGAAAACAUUUCUUUUAGAGAAGGCUAUUUGUUGGAUCCCUCUGGUGCCAAGAUCUCUUCCUACUCCGAGUCAGCAACUAAUGCAACAAAAAGACACUGUGAACUUCACUGAUGCGGAACGGGUGCCAGUUAUAUCUUCUUUGCAGUCAUACUAUGAGUUUCAUGCUCAAGCUCGAGAAACUUCUUGUACCCGUAGGUUCUUUGUUUCAACUGAGCUACAGAGUUACCAUGGAACCAAGCUACGACCAAAACCAUCGCCACUAUUCGACUUCAAUCAAGACACCACCCAGCUGAAGAUAAAAAUGGACAUCUUUUUCAUGCAAUUGCCGAACAGUACACGUGGGGUUCGAGCACUGAAUGUGUGGUCAGCUCUAUCCAAGGGUAAUGAGCAUGCCAAUGCACUAGCAAUUUUUGAGCCAAGAGCAAUUGAAGAGCUUGCCAUACUGACCAGUUUUCAGUGCUGCUUCUUCAAACGUACACCAGAUUGGAUACUAUUGAUCAGGCCACCUACGGAAAAGAGAACAUCAGAGGACAAGAAUCCAUUAGUAUGGGCACUUUUCACAGAUGCUUGA